CUUUUUCAUCCAGCAUGUUGAGCUUACAAUCCAAUGAGCAGAGAGAAUGCGUCGAGAGUAAAGCUUCAUGACGAGCGAGACCGAGGAGAAGAUAAAGAUACAACUAGAAACCUUUGCGAAAUAAAGUCUAUGAGAAGAAAAGGCGCUACCAAAAGCAAAAGCUUGACAGUAGAUACAACAUGGUGAUAGAGAAACGCUUCCAUAGUCCUCUUCGUCAUUCAGAAUUGUUAUUGAAUUUCCACACUCACCAAAUCCAAAAUUGAACUUCUUCGAAAAAUCGCACGCAAAAAUUGAGUUGCAGUCUCUCUGUCUUACACCCACAUGAAAACGUGUUUCCCGCGCGGUAGUUGAUCGAAGCGAAGUUAGGGAUACAGACGUCCAGCCGGUCCACCCGCUAUUGCGCGGAUUCCCUCUCGAAGGUCUUCGUGGUUACCUGAUCGAGUCGCGCACUCUAGUACGGCUCACUUUUACCGCGAAUCUAGUGAAACGGUAUAACUGCACAGCGCGACCGGAGACUUCAAGAUGGCGACACAAUUGAAGCAAAUUGUGGAACUGCUAAAUGCAGAGCCGUUCCAUAGCGAUCUCAGUCUCGUCGCUUUCGAUGAGAAGGAGGGCGUGGAUCUACUCGAGAUCUUGAAGCGUGUGCUGGCGCAUCUUGAUGGUAUUUUCUUUCUUUGUUGUAGUCGGGGUUCAUGAUGUGCUCCUGGAGAACUUGACUAACACUAAGCUGUCAUAUAUUGCGAGGGCAGCAGAGAUACUCGUAUCGGAGAUUUUUUUUUCUAGCAUUGUUCGUCUUCUUACGUGCUCUUCCAAGAAUCAAGAGUGAUUUAUCCCCUAUCUUGAAGCGUCAACUUCAAGAACAACAAAUAAUUAUCGGAAAUUGUAAUUGACUACUUCUCUCUUGGCUGUUAAUAUUCACAUAUUACUUUCCUCGGACGAUCUACUUCGAGUACCGAUCCAUCGUCCUAGAUUCAAAAAUAGAUCUUCCCCAAAUUUACCUUUACUUCUCCAGCCAGCGGUAAGUUCGAUGCGGACCUUCGGGAGGACUCUCCAGAGGCUACUUGCCAAAAGUUCACGGAGUAUCUCCAUUUGCUUGGAUAUCAGUGCAGCUAUGAUAUGGAGUUUCAGCAGGCUCUGAUGAUGGGCGAGAAAAAAGUCGUCAACGCGAUUCUAUGGUGGCUACUGACGAAUUUGGAGUCGUUGAAAAAACGCAGUUUUUUGGCGCACUUCUGUGUCAACUUCGAAGUGCCGGAGGAGAUUUUGAGGGAUGAGCCAGUUUUUGAACUGUACUUAUUUUACAGAAAAUUCUUCUUGACCUGCCAGGCUUCCUUGUUCAACUGGGAGAUUGUAUUUUAGAACGUCCAGACGUUCGGCUCUUCUACAUCUGUCUUGCUGUUUGGAGGAGAACUGAAGAUCAUGAAAUUUUUCUCACCAAGCCAGGUACCAAGGCUACAAAGAGCUGCAGUCGCAGUUCAAGACGACGCAUGCACAUUUAGAGCAGCUCCGUCUACAAAAGCAGCAUCCGGGCGACCUCCAAAAGGAAGUGCAGCAACUGGCCGCUGAAAGCGAACAGCUCACGCAGAAAAUCGCUUCUUUUCGGCAGAGGUCAGCUAAUACUCCAGGAUUCCAGAAUCUGUUGCAGAUCACCAGUCUACUCAGAAAAGAGCAAGAGGAAGAAGCGCGAUUGACGGAGCGGCUAGUGGAGCAGAAGAUGGGGUUGGAGCAGACAGAACAUCUUUUUCUAGAAAAGUCAAGACGUGUGCACGAAUUGCGGCAGGCGCAGGCGUCAGAACCGGCGAAUAGUGCGGAAGUUAUGGUGUUGUAUUUUGACGUAGUAUGUGGUGCUUGAAUGGGCAGUAUCAAGGUGGUUCUCCUGCUGUCAACGUUGAGCUUAUUCCAAACACCAGGAUAUCCAAGUAUAUUAUGUUGUUCUAAUUCCUCAAUGCUGAAAGUCGUUCGCAUCGAGACGCAGAGAAACAAAGAUGCAGAAGCUCGACUUUUGAGGGAACGUGAUGAGAAGCUGAGGAAAAUGCAACUGGUCGAAAUUGCGUUGCAGGAACCAGCAGUAACGCAGAAUAUGGUCAUGGAGAUACAGGUACUUUAUUUGCAACGGCUGAAUGAUCCUGAUUUUGACACACGAGGUCGAACAUGUCUUCAACUUUCAUCUCUGCUGUUUUUCGACAACCGAUAUCGACAUCGGCUGAAUUCUGAACCUCAUAUCAUUUCCAAACUCGUCUCUCAAGACUGAAUGCGCGCACAUGGAGCAGCAAUGUGAGCAUUUGGACGCUCAGCUGGAAUCCCAGAACGCAACCGAUUCCAAACUAACUGUCUACAAGCAGCAAGCGAACCUUGUAGCUAAGAAGAAAGAAAUGACCCAAACAGAGUUGCAGAAACAUCUUGAGGAGCGCGAUGCGUUGGCGUCGCAGAUAGCGCAGAAGGAAAAGGAGUAUUGUGCGGCAUUUUUUGCUGAGUUCAGAGUGUAGCAUACAGAAAUCAUGAUCACGAUUGUUUUUACAGCCCUGUUUGGACAUGCACUCGAUGAUUAUUUCCAUUCAUCUGCGGCCUCUUUCCCAUAACAGAUACGAAGCGAAGCAAGGUCACAAAUUUAUGAAGCGAGACGACUUCAAGGCCUAUGCAGGCAGUUUGAGGGAAAAGAGCAACCAAUUCAAGAAGCAGAAGGAUGAGCUGAAUGCUUGGAGGGGAGAAGUAUUACUACUCAUUGCAGAUGAAGGUUUGUUUCCCACGAGUGGGUGCUCCUCUUUCUUUCAGGGCGACAAUUGCUAUCUACUCCACAAUACGAAAACCAUUUCGUUAUCCACUUCCACGUACACGCGUCUCUUUUCUACUCAGGUCGCAGUCCUCAUCCGUACUCUCCAAAUGGUCAACGCGCAACACCCUUUACCAGCAGAAGUGAGGGAUAACGAGAAAGCGAUCGAGAAAACCUCUAUGGCGAAAGCCCAGGAGGACUCUGCCAAAGCACAGUCAAUGGACGAGCUGAGUGAACUGGUAAAGCAGAUCACGACACAGCUUCGGGAACAGAAAAACAAGCUUGCGCCGCAGAUUAAGGAGCUUCGGUAAAUUUGUUUUUCUUUCUAGCAGUCACUGUAGCAGUAGUUGUGGUUCUCCUCCUGACCUACAGAUUUAGUACAACAUCAUCAAGUUCGAUUUUUUUCACCAUCUCUGAUCCGUCUUCUCGCAAAUCCCCUCUCCCAUACUAGAUGAUCUUAUGAUCAUCCAAAACAUCAUAUCGCACACCAGAACCGUGCGUCAGCAGUUUGCGCAGGUCGAGCAGAGGUAUCUGGAAUUGAAAUCCAAGUACGACGAAGCCCGGCUAGCAGUGGAUGCAGACCUUAAUCGCGUGAAUGGCGACGUAACGACGAUGCAGGACGAGGUGAACAGUUUAGAAAGGAAAUAUCACGAGCUGCAGACGCAAUUGACCUGGUCAGAAACGAGAUUGAAUAUUAUGGCGCGUGUUGUUGAAGAUGAAGUUGGUGUUGAACUCGUAGACCAAGUCGAGGCACAUGAAACUAACAAUUCUCCUUGACAUUCCGAUUCAUUGUCAACGGGAAUCUCAAGAACUUUACUCUUGCCCUCGCAUCAGUAGACAUUAUUGCAACAACUAGCUCUAAUAGCAAAGUCCACAAGGAGGCAAAGCAGUUACGCGACGCGCCUCACCAGUCAUUGACAACGCAGUACAACAACUCCCUCACGAAGAUGGAGCAGCAGGCGAGGGAACUACGACAAAGACAGAAGCACGUCAAGGAAACGCACGAGGAGCGAGUCAAACAGAAACAGAUUUUUUCUUAUGUCAAUCUUUGUGUACCUACAGCACAAAUUCUCUCAAAUAGAAACUAUCCCUAAAUCUACCCACGUCGACACGACCCCUUUUUUUCUCUCCCUCCCUUCAUGCCUAAUCUACUUCCACGUCUACACGACCCCUUUUUUUCCUCUGCCUCCCUUCAUCCCUCGCAGCUCGAGGCCUUGAUGGAUAUCAAGCUGAAGGUGACCUCAAACUACGAAGCUGGCGGAACCAACUUGUAUGCGGCACAAUCGGUGGAGUAUGGCAUGCGGCCGGCUAUAGACAUGUCCCAUGGUGCUGUGAAUCGUAUCGUCAUUGGGGACUGAUGUUGAAGGUGUUAAGGAGCACGUUUUGAUGAAUAACAUUUGCAUUGAUGUUGAUGUUGAUGAUGUAUCUAUUUGUUGUAGUUCACAUUUUUGGGCUUUUUCUGAUGUUGUAUUAGUUCGUCUACCUCUACUAUGUAGUUGUCGACGUAGACGUCGUACUCGUAAUCCUAUUUUAGUAAAUGAUUUCUUUCGUGUAGUUUACAGAUCUUUGACUAGUCGCAAUGUUGUUGUACUGGGACACGACAAAGAAUUGAACAAGAAUCAGAGAAAUCGCUCAUGACAGCUUGACUUCAUCUGAUUGCAAUUGCAUCCACAAUGUCGAAUGUCUUCGCCAACAUGGAUGCGCCUGAAGACGUUGGUACUAUGGGG
Amoebophrya sp. A25 is the source of this 4494-nucleotide messenger RNA. The record is from the annotation of a GenBank genome assembly. Lineage: Eukaryota; Dinophyceae; Syndiniales; Amoebophryaceae.